AAAUAGGAGAGACAGAAAGGAGAAGAGGAGAGAUCCAAGAUUUUGGUCGACUUUGGGAGGGAGGUUUGGGUUUGUUUCGGAAGAAGUGCGUGCAUGCCAAUAUUUUGAUCCAGUUUGGGAGAGAGCUUUCAGCAAAAGAAGAGCUCCACUGCGAAAGCUGCACUAAAUUUCUUUAUGCAAUGCAUAUGGACUACACUGGUUUGAAUGAGGGAUUCAACGUUUGCAGUUUAAAUCAGAAGGGAAUGACAGUGGUAGAGAAACUCAGAGCAAAACUGCAGUUGGCAUCAAACCUGUCCAGUCCAAACUCUGAAGCACCCAACUACAUGGAACUUAUAUGCUGGAAAACCAUAGGGCGGUUUGGAACAAGCUCUAGAGCUCAAUCCGACUCGAGCUGCAGAAGAAUCCAGUUGUACGGGACCGUUUGUUUAUUGCUGUGUUGGUUGGAGCACUUGCUUAUGGCUUUUAUUUGGUGUAUUUUAUUGACAUUGAAUUCUGUUAUGAUUGUUAUACUGGCACCGAGCUUUUUUUGUUGUUUCUUAUCAUGUUCUUCAGGAUCUAUGGACCUUAUCUGCUGCUACAGAAGUCAUUUAUGCCAAGAUGCAUGCUGCACACGCAUCUCUGUUUUACUCUGUUCUUUAUCUCUAUCUGAUAUGAAUCUAAGGUCUUGCACAUUAAAUGCCUUCCUCUGUUUCUCUUAGAGCAUCUCCAAUGGAGUUUUCUUUUAGCUUGUAUCAAAUUCAAAUUUGACAUGUGACAUGGCAAUCCCCAUUUUUGCCUAAUCUUACUCCAACCGAUAUGUCAAAAUUGUAUGUUUUUU
This is a messenger RNA of Rosa chinensis, 817 nucleotides long. RefSeq lists its product as uncharacterized. The transcript is spliced from 5 exons. NCBI's taxonomy places the organism in Eukaryota, Viridiplantae, Streptophyta, Magnoliopsida, Rosales, Rosaceae. The coding region runs from base 180 to 698 and encodes 172 amino acids. The record is from RefSeq and is a predicted model, not a curated record.